Molecule: messenger RNA, 2300 nt
Organism: Phaethon lepturus (White-tailed tropicbird)
Lineage: Eukaryota; Metazoa; Chordata; Aves; Phaethontiformes; Phaethontidae
Gene: WIZ
Product: widely interspaced zinc finger motifs
Exons: 5
Biological process (GO): regulation of transcription by RNA polymerase II
Cellular component (GO): nucleus
Molecular function (GO): DNA-binding transcription factor activity, RNA polymerase II-specific; RNA polymerase II cis-regulatory region sequence-specific DNA binding
Source: RefSeq, a predicted model, not a curated record
UCCUGGGUCCGGAAGAGGAAGAACUGGUGGCCAUGGAGGUGGGUUCACCCCCUCUCCCAAAAAAAAGCGCUCCUGCUGGGCAGCUGGAUCAAGCCCCCACCAGGAUAGGGACCAAACUGUCUCCUGAGCCGCCCGGGAGCAAACCAGAGCCUCAGGACUCCAAAUCCCAGAACCUUACGACGUGUGAAGUCUGCGGUGCCUGCUUCGAAACCCGCAAAGGCUUAUCCAGCCAUGCCCGUUCUCACCUACGGCAACUCGGCGUAGCCGAAUCGGAGAGCAGCGGGGCUCCCAUCGAUUUGCUUUAUGAACUGAUGAAGCAAAAAGGCAAACCCGACGGCAGCCCCCUGUCUCCCACCCUUGGCAAAAAAUCCGGUUCCCCCAAAGAUGCCACCACCGGUUCCCCUCGACCCACGCUCCUGGCGCUCAGCAAGGCCGGUGAUCGCCCGCUGGAUGGUCCCGUUAAUAAAGCCAUCAAAUCCCCUCCUGGCUUCUCAAAAAACCUCUCGCAACCGGGAUCCCCCAUACUUAAGAAGGUGCCGCCUGCUCUUUCGGGGUCUCCGUCUCCGAAAAACCCCGAGGAGAAGAGCUCCAAGCUCUCGCUGAGCCCUCUGCAGAGCUCCCCGAAAGCACAGUGGCCACAGGCGGAUGAGGAAGGACCCCUCAAUUUAACCUCGGGGUCGGAGCCGGUGCGAGAUAUCCGCUGCGAGUUUUGCGGCGAGUACUUUGAGAACCGUAAAGGUUUGUCGAGCCACGCUCGAUCCCACCUCCGACAAAUGGGGGUGACCGAGUGGUAUGUCAACGGCUCGCCUAUCGACACGCUACGGGAGAUCCUCAAACGAAGAACCCAGCCGCGGAGCAGUGCCUCGAAUCCUGCUGGUCCCGGGCAAAAAGCCAUGGCCAAGACCCUUUUGGGCAGCUUGGGAUCCUUGGAACCGCGCGGUCCCGGAGAGAUUCACAUCCCCACCCUCGCUAAGAAGGUCCAGCAACCCGGCAGCCCCAUGGGGCAAUCUCCUACCUCGUCCCCACCUCCCACCGCCCGGAAGAUGUUUCCAGGCCUUUCUCCUCCCUCCUUGCAGAAGAAGCUCAAACAAGAUCAACUGAGGGUGGAAAUCAAGCGGGAGAUGAUGUCGGGAGGACUCCACGGAGAACCUCACCCAUCUGACCGAGCCUGGUCACCGCGGGAGGAGAUGUCUCCCUUGAACCUCUCCUCCCGAGCCGACCCGGUGCGAGAUAUCCGCUGCGAGUUUUGUGGCGAAUAUUUCGAAAACCGCAAAGGUUUGUCGAGCCACGCUCGAUCCCACCUCCGACAAAUGGGGGUGACUGAGUGGUCGGUCAACGGUUCGCCCAUCGACACUCUACGAGAGAUCCUCAAAAAGAAAUCCAAACCCUGCAUUAUCAAGAAAGAACCUCACACCUCCAGUAUCGAACCCCCUAAAACUAUCGGGGAGGAAGGGACGGACCCCAAGUCCCCCGGAAAAAUCCUGCAGGGCAUGGCCCUGCCUCCCCUGGGCGGGCGGACGGGGAAACCGAGCCCCGGCAGUUCCACCUUGAGCCGGGAGAUCUCAUUGUCACCUCUCACCAGCAAACCCCAGGGCGGUUUCCUGACGCCGUUAUCUGCCAAACGGCCGUUGCAGGACGAUCGGUUGGGUCCUCACGCCGAAGUCAAGCACAAAGCGUACAUCCAGACCGAGCUGCCCUUCAAAACCAAGUCCGUGCACGACAAACCUGCUCACACGUCCAGCGAAGCCUGCUGCGAGCUCUGCGGCCUCUACUUCGAAAACCGCAAAGCUUUGGCCAGCCACGCGCGGGCGCACCUCCGGCAAUUCGGUGUCACCGAAUGGUGUGUUAACGGUUCGCCUAUCGAGACCCUCAGUGAAUGGAUCCGACAUCGACCCCAAAAAGCCGGCGCUUACCGUAGCUACAUCCAAGGUGGUCGCCCCUUCACUAAGAAAUUCCGGAACUCUUCCCACGCCCGGGAUCAUGACGGUGGCAGCGGCGCUCGACGAAUGCCGCUCAGCCUUCAAACCGGUGGCGUGACUCUUCUGAGCAAAGGAUUGCCGGGAGAUUUGGCUCACAGCGAUGCCGGAAAAAUCCUGGAUGGGGGAAGCAGCGGUGAGCGGCCCAUGAUCACUUCCCCCCUCUCGUUGGUGAAGGUGGAGGAACAUCAGCGCUCGAACAUCAACAGUGAGUUGGGGAGAAGCCAGCCCGGAGAGGGCAGGGGGGGUCUCCAGCACCGGCCGAGCGCUGGGAAAAACCGUGCAUGCUCCCGGCAGUGCCGGGGGGGCGGAUUCUUUAGCUGA